Molecule: messenger RNA, 414 nt
Organism: Colletotrichum abscissum
Lineage: Eukaryota; Fungi; Ascomycota; Sordariomycetes; Glomerellales; Glomerellaceae
Exons: 2
Coding region: 1-414 (137 amino acids)
Source: RefSeq, a predicted model, not a curated record
AUGCACGCAAGCCUCAAGGUGCGCGUCAUGAGCCACAAACGCCACACAUCGGAAGCUGCUUCAUGGGACAAUAGUGACGACUCAGCCACAGAUGCGUUCCAGGGUCUGCCUGUCUUGUCCAUGUCGAGGCCCCCAACAACUCAAGAAGUCAAGGUUGAUGCUAUUCUUUUCUCCAGCGGACAUCGGCCCCUCGUGACUUAUGACGCAAGGGGCCCGGUCAUGCCCGGCGGCAAAGAGGGCCAAGCCGGUUCGGCAGCUCCCAGGGCUAGGGAGGAGACGCGGCCUGUCUCCGCUCUGCAACGGGGAACUCAACGUGGGCGAAAAGACGUCAAAUCCUCGAUAUCGCCCUUGCUCCGAGCUCGUAGGGCUGGGCAAGACCGGCAGGCUUGCGGCAAGGCUAGCUGUGGCUGGUAA